This is a messenger RNA of Laetiporus sulphureus 93-53, 866 nucleotides long. RefSeq lists its product as uncharacterized. The record is from RefSeq and is a predicted model, not a curated record. The transcript has 2 exons. The coding region runs from base 230 to 709 and encodes 159 amino acids. NCBI's taxonomy places the organism in Eukaryota, Fungi, Basidiomycota, Agaricomycetes, Polyporales, Laetiporaceae.
UCUCUUACCAUUCUUCGAACGAUGCCGGACGCCUCUCCUCGUAAUUCUGUGGCAUCCAUUCACCUGAUAUAUGGCGCAAUGGGGUUCCUGCUCGAAAUAGACUGCGCAUCAACACGUUUUCAAUGUCAUCUCAAAAAGCUGAAUAUAUGCUUCCUGAACGGUGUGGAUGAGUUGCCGCCUUAAACUGCACUCGACUUUCCAGCCACCCCACUAUUAUAAUCGGCUCUAAAUGGAGCAUUGUACAUCUACUCGCUCCUUGCGAUGUCAACCGUGCAUGCUUUCCGUUCUACUUUUACUCGACGCGUGCCCGAGCGCUUGUGCGACGCUCGCAGGCGCUGGUCAUCCUCACGGUCAGGGUCGUCAGACAUCUCUCGUGAUCAAUAUCAGCGUCAGUCGGACUCAGUCCCUUUUGCUUUACACUCGGCGACACUACACCUUGUCCUCUUUCACUAUUACUGCUGUCUUUAGGCCAGCAGCUGGGAAUCCUCCGUGGACUGCGGAGUUCUGUAACACCGCAUCAGGUUCUCGUCGGGAAAUGCAUUCCUCGUGCUGCACCAACAUGCUUCCAGGUCAGGAGACCUCUCUAAUGCCGGCAAUAUUGUUCCUAGUGACGUGCACGGCCGCUUGCUUCUCAGCCGAGACGUCGUCAGCCCUGUCUCAGGGACUUCGACAGAAUGGCGCUUCGGCUGACGUUCCACUUCGUAUAUAAGCCCUGAGACGAGGGGGCGCUGGCGACGUACGGCCACUGAGAAGAAAGCGAAGUCAAAGAUGUGGGCGCAAGCGGCGAGUGUGCUCCUCCUUGUCCACGCCGUGGGUGCCGUGCCAUGGCCGGUGCCCAGUGGUACGUCGACGUCGACCGACACAAC